Molecule: messenger RNA, 828 nt
Organism: Effrenium voratum
Lineage: Eukaryota; Dinophyceae; Suessiales; Symbiodiniaceae
Source: the annotation of a GenBank genome assembly
AUGGCACCAACCCCCAAACUGCCUGCGGUCUUGAUUCCGGAGCACUUGUCCAAGGCACCGACUACUUGGCGGUUGCAACUGCGCAGGCAAUGCAGGACGGCUGCUGCCGCUGCAACCGCGGUGGCGGCGGAGGACAGACCGCCAGCCUGGGAUGCGGAUCCUGUGGCAGGGGCAGGUUCAUCCGCCAGCUGCCGCGCGGCUUCCACAUUUGGACCCCCAAAGACAAGGCCAUCUUUCACAAGGAGUACAAAUUUGUGGUGGUGGACAUUUGCCCACACGUCGACAACAAGAUGUGGUGCCCCACCAGCCCUGGCGAGACCAAUACCUUCGGAGCUUCGAGCUCGGGGGGGUUCGGGGGGUUCGGGGGGUUCGGGUUCCGCUGGCUUUGGGUCCACUAAGAGCGGAGGGCAAAACGCAGAAAGUACCACCAGGGCGGAACGGAGGCUGCUCCUUGUCUUGCACCCUUGGCCUAGGUCUUGUCAGUUCUUGUCUUUUGGAAGCGGAUUGGACAUGUUUGAUCUUCAAGCCAUUCUAAGGGCUUCCUCCCAGCCGGUCUGCGUCUGUUGUGUCUCUCUGUCUGUCUCUGUCUCCCCACACCCACAACCACACAAAGACACAGAAAUGAUUUCACUCAUGCGUGAUGUCACUCUGAGUGGUCACACACACACACACACACACAUCUAUUUUGUAUAUAUACAUGUCAACCCAAAAGACAAUGUGACAAUGAAGCCAUGUGGCCGUGACCUUAGGGAAUACCCCUCCCGUGCUCCCGCAUCAGCGGAUGUUGGUAUUUUGCUCAUCUCGGGAAGCCCUUGCAAGCUUGUCUAA